GAAUAUGGACAGACCAACCCGCAGCGAGAAGUAGUCUGGGCCGGAGGAGGAAAGAGAUGGAUGACAGAGAUCCUGUUUGGAGUCCGGUCCUGGGCUACACCGGUCCGAGUGGUCAACGUUUCGGAUAGGAAUUUGCAACGGCUUAUUCUUGAGAGUACCGAGUCGCGUCAAGGCCGGAUGCGUGCUGAGCGCCUGGAGCAGUUGAUGCGACUUCGUGACCCUCCCGCGGUGCCACGACCAGAGUACCAAUGGCCUACCAAACUCCUCGUACGCCCCAAGUCUCAGGAUGCGGAAGUCAGGAUGGUACAGUUGCAGGAACAACCGGAGGUUGUAGAGGUUUUCCUCGCUGCGCGACGUGGAGCCACCCCAAAACCGGAGGCAAAGCGGCUCCGGAGCGCAGAGGACCUGAGAGAAGAUCUAACCACCGUUUCAAGAGCAAGGGAUCCAGAAUGUCACCCGACGUUAAGUCUGGAUCAUUUCGCCUCAGGAACGAACGACGCUUCAGAGUUCGUUCCAGAAUUCGACUCGGAGGACGUACUAGAGGAUGUCCUUGAAAGCGCAUUGGACGAUUUCUCAAGCGCCAUGGAUGACGCCUCGAACCUCUCAGAUACUCCUGUCCAAAGACUGGAACGAGAAUACGAGCGUGUCAUGCGAGGGACAGUGGAAGAGUUAGAUCUGGAACCAGCUGUAUAUCUGCGAGAAGGGACGGAGCUCUUGGCUCAGUUGAGUAAUCAUCUGACUAUGUUUCCAGAUUUAGAAGAACUGAGCCCGGAGUGUGACAUCAACAAAGCUGACGUUGGUGUACCAGGCGUCACGACCCCAGAGAUGGAGGACAAGAUGUGGAAGAUCUUGAAUUAUCAUCGUCGCAUCUUUUUAGGUGAUGGCAAUGCCGCACCGGCCCCAGCUCGUGGAGUCGUUUGUGAUUUGGAUGUAGGUGAUGCGACGCCGAUAGCGCUGCGUGCUCGACAGAUCGCCUCCAGAUAUCUGGUGAAAGUUUACGAACUGCUGAAGAAGCUCCUAGAGACUGGACUCAUUGAACAUUCUGAAUCGGAGUGGUCAUCUCCGAUCGUGAUCGUUUUGAAGAAGAAUGGAGAGGAUAUCAGAAUGUGCGUUGAUUAUAGGCUGGUUAAUCAGAAUCGCGAUACCCUCUACCGCCGAUUGACGACUUGCGGACUGACUUUAACGCUGCGGCAUGGUUCAUGA
Phytophthora megakarya is the source of this 1203-nucleotide messenger RNA. NCBI's taxonomy places the organism in Eukaryota, Oomycota, Peronosporomycetes, Peronosporales, Peronosporaceae. The record is from the annotation of a GenBank genome assembly.